This is a messenger RNA of Bombina bombina (fire-bellied toad), 1185 nucleotides long. RefSeq names its product rho crystallin-like. Gene Ontology annotation, biological process: steroid metabolic process. The transcript is spliced from 9 exons. The record is from RefSeq and is a predicted model, not a curated record. Gene Ontology annotation, cellular component: cytosol. The coding region runs from base 72 to 1046 and encodes 324 amino acids. NCBI's taxonomy places the organism in Eukaryota, Metazoa, Chordata, Amphibia, Anura, Bombinatoridae. Gene Ontology annotation, molecular function: ketosteroid monooxygenase activity; aldose reductase (NADPH) activity; steroid dehydrogenase activity.
AUCUGCCACGUUCAAAGUGCAGUUUGUAUAUAUUGAGGUGAUUCAUCUGUGUCUCACACUCUACAGGGAGCAUGGCACUAACCAAGGAUACGCGGCUACCAUUAAAUGAUGGGAACUCCAUACCCAUUAUUGGCCUGGGCACAUACGCCUCAGCAGACGUGCCAAAAUCAGUUGGUGAAGAGGCCACAAAAGUAGCAAUAGAUGUUGGUUAUAGACACAUUGAUUGUGCUUAUAUCUAUGGCAAUGAAGUAGAAAUUGGACGGGCCAUUCGGGAAAAAAUCGCAGAUGGCACAGUGAAAAGAGAGGAAAUAUUCUACACUGGGAAACUUUGGUGCACAUAUUUUUCUCCUGACUUGGUGCGGAAAGGGCUGGAAAAAUCCUUAAGUGAUCUUCAGUUGGAUUACCUUGACUUGUAUAUAAUGCACUGGCCGUUUGCUCUGAAGCCUGCAGGUGCUGAAGAACCUAGUAAUCCAGAUAAACCAUUUGUCUAUGAUGAUGUGGAUUUUUGUUCUACCUGGGAGGCUCUGGAAGCAAUUAAAGAUGCUGGUUUGGUGAAGUCAAUUGGCGUCUCAAACUUCAAUCGUCGGCAACUUGAACGUCUUCUGAAUAAGCCCGGACUAAAGUACAAGCCAGUCUGUAACCAGGUGGAGGCCCAUGUUUAUCUGAGUCAAAGCAAACUGCAUGAGUUCUGCAAACAACAUGGCAUUGUUCUGGUUGCCUACAGUGUCCUGGGCUCACACAGAGACAAAAACUGGGUGGAUCUGAGCACUCCAGUUCUCCUUGAGGACCCAGUUCUUGCAAGUGUGGCUGCAAAAUACAAACGCUCCCCAGCAGAAAUAGCGAUGCGCUAUAUCCUCCAAAAAGGACUUGUGGUUUUGGCCAAGAGUUUCAGCCCAGCACGAAUCAAACAAAACCUUGGGAUCUUCGAAUUUGAGCUAUCUGUAGAAGAUGUGAAGAUACUUGACGGGCUUGAUAAAAAUCUCCAUUAUGGACCAUUCAAAGAAAUGAAGGAGCAUCCAGAAUACCCAUUUCAUGAUGAGUACUGAAGAAUUAUACAUUGGAAAUAUUGAAGAGAAGAAAUAAUUUUUGGUUUUUUUCCUGCUAAUAUAUGAAGACAUAAGACAUCCUACAAUUAUUUAGUAGAAUGUAUCAAUAUAGUAUAUAAAAAUAAAAGUGUUAUCAAUA